GUGUGUGUGUGUGGUUACACAACAUCAUUCCACUCUGUGUAUGAAUACCUUCACCGCCUAAUUUUGACUGGUUUACUCUGUUUAUCAUGAAUGAAGCAGUUAGAGAUAUAACUGCAGGAGCCGUUGGAGGUGGAGUGGGUCUACUGGCCUGUCAGCCUUUUGAUACAGUAAAGUCAAGGAUUGUUGCUCUUAUUGAUACCCAAGGCAAUGGUAAUGGAGCUACAGCUACCGCUGGGAGGAAUCCUAUCGUCUAUAGAAAUGGCUUUGACUGUUUUGUGCAGACUUUUAAAACUGAAGGAAUACGAGGUCUAUACAAAGGAAUGAUGUAUCCAUUAAUAGGACAAGCUAUCAUCAAUGCAAUGAUAUUCUCAGUUGAAGGACAGUGUAUGAGGAUACUCCAACCAGAAGGAGGGAAAUUAAAAACUACUAACUCAAUUAUAUCAGGUUUUGUGGCAGGGUUUGUCCAAUCAACAGUCUGCAGUCCAAUGGAGCUCAUUAAGCUAAGAAUGCAGCUGCAAGGGAUGGGGGAAAGUGGCAAGGGACCGAAGUACAGGGGACCGUGGCAGAAUACAGUGGACAUAUGGCGGAGUGAUGGGAUCAGGAGAGGAAUAAUGAAAGGGUUCUGGUUAACUGUCGGUAGAGAAUGCACUGCCUUUAGUCUUUACUUCUCUUCGUUUCGGUUCUUCACUGAAACAAUGGCAGGUCCUAACAGCUCUAGCGACAGCCUGGGUCCAUUCUGGUUGGGACUAGCAGGUGGUAUGACCGGCUGUGUCGUUUGGAUUGCCAGUUAUCCGUUUGACGUACCAAAGACAAAGUUUCAAGGAGACGGAGUUCGUGGACCUGCAGAGUAUACCGGCUCUUAUGACUGCAUUAAGAAGUUGUUCAAAGGAUAUGGACCAGGUGUAUUCUAUAAAGGAAUCAAUCCUUGUCUGGUGAGAGGGUUUCUCAACGGGUUUGCAUUGCUACCGAGUGUAGAGUAUGUUAAGAGAUACUGGCCAUGGACUUGAUGAUUUAAUGUUGUUAUUAUAAUUUAUUUUUAUUACAAUUUUUAUUUGUAACUUAUGUCAAAAAAUACAAAAAACAGUCUUAAAAGUUAUUCAGCAA
This is a messenger RNA of Amphimedon queenslandica, 1104 nucleotides long. Its product is annotated as mitochondrial basic amino acids transporter-like. Gene Ontology annotation, biological process: mitochondrial L-ornithine transmembrane transport. Gene Ontology annotation, cellular component: mitochondrion. The record is from RefSeq and is a predicted model, not a curated record. Bases 87 to 1007 code for a protein of 306 amino acids. The transcript has 4 exons. Gene Ontology annotation, molecular function: high-affinity L-arginine transmembrane transporter activity. NCBI's taxonomy places the organism in Eukaryota, Metazoa, Porifera, Demospongiae, Haplosclerida, Niphatidae.